Messenger RNA from Vicugna pacos (alpaca), 3729 nucleotides. The record is from RefSeq and is a predicted model, not a curated record. NCBI's taxonomy places the organism in Eukaryota, Metazoa, Chordata, Mammalia, Artiodactyla, Camelidae.
UUGGGACGAGUCGGGGGAAAUGGAGGUUAGAGGUGAAAUAUGAUCGUCCUGGGAGACGAGACUCCAGAGGUUUGACGAUUAAGCGUCAAGACUGGCUUAGACUUGGAGGAAAAACCAAAAGCCGUCGAGGAGAAGCUACACUCCAGGUAGGGCAAAACCUCCCACAGAUGGAGUGGAAACUGGAGCGCACCGCCCGGAGGAGGGUCCGGACCGAAGAAGAGAUGCUGUGGGAGAAUGUCAUGCGGGUGCUCGCUAAAGACGUGAAGCAGAAGAGAAGCCAAGGUUCUCCUAAGGUAUUUGAUGCAGUCAAUCCUACAUAUUCUAACUUUAAGAGCGACUUUGCGAAGAGGCUGUCGGCUGAAGUUCCUGUUGCCAGUAGCCCAAUUACCACAAGAUGGCGGCAAAGCCAAACCAGGGAUCUGGCAGCCCAUUCUUUUGGGGAAGAGCAUUCAACCACUGACCUCCCACAAACUACGCUGAAGGCAACGCCUGAGAAAGAGACUUUGAUUCCAGGAUCCUACAAAGAACCGCUGAAGACCCCCAACAGGGGAAAUUUUGGAACCAUUAACUCUGCUCUCUGUUUUUGCAAGGAACCUCAUGCACUGGAUGGAAGCUGGAAGGAAAAUGUUGCCUCGAAAGGCCAGAAGUGCUUAAACCAGUUAUUUUCAACCCAGAAGGUGGCUCAGCAUGUGAAUGGGAAAAUGCAGCUCUGUGAGCAAUCCCAGUGCAUUUGGAAAGGCUGCAGUGAUGGAGUCAGAGAUGAACGCUUCCAUAUUCAGAGGUUCAGUGAUGUAAACUAUUCCAUACUCCAACCGGAGGUGAAGAUUCAUCUUAUGGGUCUUCGAAAUGACUAUUAUCUGAAUGUCCUAGACUGGAAUUUUCAAAAUCUUGUUGCUAUAGCCCUUGGAUCGUCUAUAUACAUUUGGAGUGGGGAAGACCACAAUGGGAUUGAGAAUAUAGAGUUAAGUCUCACUUGUAACUAUGUGUCUUCUGUGUCCUGGAUAAAAGAAGGAAACUGCCUGGCAGUUGGCACCAGCGACGGGGAAGUACAGUUGUGGGAUGUGGUAACUAAAAAGCGGCUGAGAAAUAUGCUUGGUCAUUUGUCAGUGGUUGGGGCUCUGAGCUGGAAUCACUAUAUCCUCAGCAGUGGGUCGAGACUGGGCCUUGUGUAUCACCACGAUGUUCGGGCAGCCCAGCACCACAUUGGAACACUUCACCAUAAGCAAGCUGUGUGUGCCCUGAAGUGGUCGCCAGACGGCAGGCUGCUUUCCAGUGGCUGCAGCGAUGGGCAGCUGACCAUAUGGCCCCAUGAUCCAGGCACGAAUGCACAGGGUCACCCACUGAAAGUCAUACCCCAACCUACAGCAGUCAAGGCCAUGGACUGGUGUCCCUGGCAGUCUGAAGUCCUUGCUGUUGGAGGAGGAAUGAAGGAUGGACACUUACACAUCCUGGACAUAAAUACUGGGCAAAGCACCCAAACCCCAAGUACAAAUUCACAGAUUUGUUCCCUAAUCUGGCUUCCUAAGACAAAGGAGAUUGCAACUGGCCAAGGUUCUCCUAAAAAUGAUAUAACUGUGUGGGCCUGUCCUGCUCUGGACAGGUCCGGUGGAUUUCUUGGCCACAGAGGCAGAGUUCUGCACUUGGCUUUGAGUCCAGACCAGACCCGUGUGUUUUCUGCUGCGGCUGAUGGCACAGCCUGUGUGUGGAAUUGCAGUCAGUCCCUCAGCCCCUCUCAGCCUCAGCUUCCUCAUUUCUAAGCAAGGAUAGUGAUACCAGCCUUGCCUUCUCCAUGGCGUUGUUAUGAGGCUCAAACGAGAUGGUGUGGUUUCAUGAAGUGAAUGCCUGUUCCCCGACCUCUCCUUCUCAGGUUGCUUCAUUUGCUCUGCUUCCACCCAUUGCACUUCCCAGACAUGGUCUUUGGCUCUGUUCUUCUCACUCUCUGCUCCCCUCCUCCUUUCCUCUUCCUCCUCCUCCCCUUUUCUUCUUCCUCUCUGUUUCUUUCUUGUCAGAGAUGUAAUCAUCACUGCUCCAGCCUCAUAUUUCUGUCUGCUUCUAGAUAUUUCUUUUUUGAUUGCGAUUCCUUCCUGUCUUUAGCUCAAACUCAAUACACUAAAAACACAAUUUAUUCACUUGAAAGAUAUUGAUUAAAGUUCUGCUCUAUGUUUAGCAUGCAUAUUAUUUCCUCUCAAAAUGAGGUCUUCCGUGGGACUCCCUUUCCCUUCUUCAUGGUCUCAUCCUUAUCCUGGUCAUCCCAUCACUCAGGCAGCUCCUGAUUAUUCGGCUCCCUGUGUACUCAGUUUACCCCUUGUUCUCUCUUCUUUUGUUUCACCCUAGUCUUGUCUUGAAUACCUGACCACCAGUCUAUUGUAAUAGCCUUCUAAUUGGUUUUCCUGUCUUUAUUCUUCUUGAGUCUCCACACCACUGUGAGUUAAGUUUCUAAAAGCACUGUGCUGAUGCUCCCAGUCCCCUGCUCAUACACUCUCUAUGACUCCCCAUUACCUAACUCCCUUGGCCUCAACCUUGGAGUUCUGAGCACAGAACCUGAAGUUAGGGGACCUGGACUUAAGUCAGCUCUGCCAUAGACUGAUAGAGUGACCUUGGGUAUGUCACACCAUUUGCAAGAAUAGGAAUUUGGAUUUGAUAACUGCUAAGGUUUCUGAAUUCAAGGUUGACCAGGCCACUGUUCUAUCUCCUUAAUAUUAAUCCUCACUCACCUCCUAUGUUACUCCCAGGCUAAGUCUUGUGAUGUCCUUCCUUUUGCCUUUGCUGGAGCUCUUCUUCUAGUCUGGAAUUCCUCCUCCUUUCUUCCUUUUCUAUGCACCUCCAUAUAAGUCUUAACCUCUUCUGGAAGUGUUUUCAAAAGUUGUUACCUGGGUUUGAAUUCAUGGCAUCAGCCUGUAUCACCUAGUUGGUAUUAAUAUACUAUUCUCGUUGUUUAAAAAAACCUUUAAUACUAAGUGAAUCUUUGUUUAUCCAAGUUUUAACAUGCUUAUUUCUUCCCCAGACAAUUAAAUGGAGGAGCUGAGGGAGCAUAUGUCAUAUUUUUUAGUACCCUUUAGAACGCUUUGCAUGUGUCAGAUAACAAAUGUUGAUUGAUUUAUUUGCUUUGUCAUAAAUGGUUUUUACUAAUACAUAAACACACUCAUAACAUCACUCCUCAAAAAAAAAAAAAAAAAAAAAAAAAAAAAGAAAAGAACCCAUGAUACAAACAAAAGCCUUGGUAAUUGAAAAGCAGGGUAGUAAAUACAAGGGGCAUUAGGAUUCUCUUGCCAAAUUAGUUUUACUUUGCUAAUAUAUUCUGUUCUUUUCCAUUUGUUAACUCAGAACAUCUGCUUGGUAGUGCUAGUAAUUCUUGCCUUACAACAUUUUAGUUCACCAAAAGCUGCAAAUAUGAUACUUUCUUGCAAUACACACUUUUCUUCUUUAAGAUAAUGGUUUUCAUUUGAUCUUCUUAUUUAGCCAGGUAUAAACUAUAAGAAAAAAUUUAGCAGGGAAAGGAGUAAAAUGGUGAGACCGUUUUGUUUCCAGCAUCCCCCACCAUUCUGAUCUGGCUACUUCUGUCUUAAUAAUCUCAUGGCACUAUGACAUGCCCAAAGAUCACUCCUCUCACUUGGUAUUGGUGUGUGAACAAGGAAUCUCGUUUAAGAAAAAUAGCAGUAGAUCUUUUACUGCUGUUAGGUUUGGUAGAAAUCUGGAAUAUGGUUUCAGUAAAGAAAAAAUGUGCUUAUA